This is a messenger RNA of Saccostrea echinata, 5283 nucleotides long. Its product is annotated as protocadherin Fat 4-like. Gene Ontology annotation, biological process: homophilic cell-cell adhesion. The record is from RefSeq and is a predicted model, not a curated record. Gene Ontology annotation, cellular component: plasma membrane. NCBI's taxonomy places the organism in Eukaryota, Metazoa, Mollusca, Bivalvia, Ostreida, Ostreidae. Bases 1 to 5106 code for a protein of 1701 amino acids. Gene Ontology annotation, molecular function: calcium ion binding. The transcript is spliced from 21 exons.
AUGGCUCAUGCUAAAAAUGUUAUUGUCCUCUUGGCAGUGCUUUUAGCUGGAGAAUGUGUUUUAGCCGCUGACCCUAAAAUUAUUAACGGUCCCUCCGAUGUCACUGUAUUUGUCGACGAAAACACACCAAUAGGAACUGUAAUCUAUGACGUGGAUGCCGAGAUUGCCGAUGGAAAGACACUCGAGUAUAAAUUCAUUGGUGGAGGUCCUGGAAAAUUCAUAAUGAAUAUAAAUAAUGGAGAACUUUCAGUAUCUGGCACAUUGGACUUUGAGGAUGUUAAUCGUUAUCAAUUCAUUGUUCGUGUUACAGAGACAGGUAAAAUAAAUGGUCCUCUUGUGGGCUUCGUGGUCAAUAUUUUACCAUUGAACAAAUAUGCGCCAGAGUUUACUCCAAAGAUAUUAAGAGUUAAUAUCAGUGAAACCUCUCCCUCGGAUUCUGUUGUUGCUGAUUUGACCUGUAUUGACAUAGACAACGGGACCAAUCCUGGAUGUACUACAAUAUCCAUAUUAUUUGGGGAUGAUACAAUACCAAAAUUCAAGGUUGUCAAUAACCAGAUAUUGACAACCAGCACUCCCAUAGACUAUGACACCAUGACGGCUAAGAACUUCCUCUAUAAGCUCGUUGUCAUAGCAACCGAUACCCCAUCAGUAGGCAACCAGAGAACAGGAACAACGACUGUUCUAGUUAACGUAGUACCUGUCAACGAGUAUGAUCCCUCCAUCAGUGGACAACCAAUCAGAUAUAAGAUUUCUGAAAGUACUCAAGUAGGAACAGAGGUCCUUUCCAUGACUGCCACAGACAAUGACGCAGGGACCCACGGAGAGCUGACGUACCAGAUCACAGGUGGAAAUUCUGAGGACGCAUUUUUUAUUCUGAAAAAGUCGGGGAAGAUACACACAAAGAAAAGACUAGAUUUCGAGAGAACGCCAUCGUAUUCUCUCACAGUAGAGGUCAAGGACGGAGGAUCUCGAACUAGUACCGCGGUAGUGGAUAUCACGGUUACUGACGUCAACGAUACCCCUCCCGUGUGUUCUCCAGACCACUAUAAGAAAACUGUGGACGAGACGCUACUCAUUGGAAGCACUGUCCUUACUCUUUCCUGCUCGGACGAAGAUGCCGGAACAAAUCUAGGUUAUACAAUUACCUCCGGGGAAAGCGGAGACCUCGAGAUUACACCUAGCGGAGCAGUGAGAGUUAAACGUGACCUAGGCUACGAUCAGGGACUUUUCGCCUAUCUUCUGAAUAUAGAAGUAACAGACACCCAGCAUACUACGUCCGUAAUUGUAUUGAUUAAUUUAAAUCCUGUUAAUGAAUACCCCCCUCUGUUGGCUCCACUCUCGGUGAUCGUUAGUGAGGAUACAAUAUUGGGGACAGAGAUCGCAUCAUUGACCGCCACUGAUCGGGACGCCUCUCCUAACAAUGUCCUCUCAUUUGAAAUAGUGUCAGUACAAAAUGCUGCAGUGGACGCCUUUUUGGUGGACAGUGUGACUGGUAAAAUAUAUCUAACGCACUAUUUAGACUUUGAGUCAAUCCCUGUUUACAAGAUAGUUGUGAUAGUAGACGAUGGUGGAACUUCAAAGGGAACAGGAACUGUCACAGUAUCAGUAAGAAAUAUCAAUGACAACGCCCCAUACUGUCCAAAAACUGUCUUUAAUAUCAUGGUAUCAGAACUGACGGGGAAAGAUAGUGUGAUAAUUCCGGACUUUGGCUGCUCUGAUCGGGAUCUCGAUGUUCUUUAUUAUUCCCUCAACCAAAUUCCUAGUGACAAUACCUUUGAUGUAAUUACGGGACAACUUAAACUUAAAGGGACCUUGGAUUAUGAGACAACUCCAUUCUACAGUAUAGAAAUCAAUAUUGGAGAUGGUAACUACAUAACAAAACUUAAAGUCGCAGUGAAUGUCAUUAACGAAAACGAGGGGCCACCCCAAUUUAUAAACUCAGAUAUCAGAAAGUACUUCAGAGAGGAUACCGAUCCAGGAACUGUUAUUGCCAUCUUGACGGCUACAGAUCCUGAUAAUGGUGUAUUCACCUACAAUUUUCGAACAACUUAUCAAGGGUUUAUACUGGAUUCUAAAAGUGGAGAGAUUAUCCUGACUAAAUCUUUGGACAGAGAGAAAACUUCGUCACAUGAACUAAAUAUUGUGGCAUCUGAUGGAACUAGGUCAUCAACUGCGACGGUGCAAAUCUCUGUACUUGAUGUCAAUGAACGUCCUAGAUUCAGCAAACCAAAUUAUGUAUUUUCCGUCGCAGAGAACACAUUAUCUGGACAAAGUGUGGGAAAAGCCUCUGCUAUUGAUGCUGAUACAGGCGGGACUAAUGGGUUACUCCGACACAACAUACUAUCAGGAAACGAAGACUUGUACUUUCAAAUAGACCCGACAACUGGAGAGAUCACUGUAGCCACCCCACCCGAUUUUGAAAACGCCAUGUCUAUUGUUCUAGUAAUCCAAGCUACAGAUCAAGGUUUUCCUUCGACAUUUGAAAUCUGUACAGUCACAAUAAACAUUUUAGAUGUCAACGACAACUCACCAGCGUUUGCAUCCUCACGCAUACGAAAAUGGAUUUCAGAAGAUGCAAGCGUUGGAUUAUCGGUCAUUCAGAUUUUUGCUACAGAUACUGACUCAUCCUUAAAUGGCAACAAUAAGUUCACAUUUAUUUCAAACAACGCGGCCCCUUUCCAAAUUGAUUCUGACAGUGGCAUUGUAACUGUUAGAAAUUCUCUAGACAGAGAGACAACAAGCAGAUACGACAUGGUUAUAACUGCUGUGGACAGAGGUACCCCUCCUUUGACAGGCUUCCUAACACUGGAAAUUUUUCUCACUGAUGUAAACGACAAUGCUCCAUUUUUCAUAGGAACAUACGACACUUCUAUCCCUGAAGAUGUUUUGGAAGACACUAUAAUAUUUGUUUUCACUUCCGAUGAUAUUGAUGAGGACGGCGGUGACAAUUUUAACUAUACCAUACUAUCGGGAAAUCUUUACUCUAGUUUUAAACUAGAUUCUUCGAACGGACUCUUACAAGUGGCAUCGAACUUAAACCGGGAAUUGGUGGAUAAGUUUGAAUUAGUUAUUCAAGUAACUGAUAGUGGAAUUCCAUCAAGGUCAACAUCUGUGACGGCAACUAUCAAUAUUAAAGAUGUCAAUGAUGAAUAUCCAGUAUUUGAAAUAUCUUCAAACACCUUUUCAGUCAAAGAGCACACAGUGUCUCCAACAGUGUUAGCCCAGAUUAAAGCUACCGAUUCUGAUGAGGGCUUUAAUGCCAAGUUGAAGUACAGCAUAGCUACUAACUGGAAAGGUGCAUCAGGCAUGUUUGGUAUUAAUGACACUUCAGGGGAAAUUUAUACAGUCGGUGAUUUUGAUCGUGAGGUGGAAUCAGAGUAUUUAUUGUGGGUCCGUGUUCAAGAUCACGGAUCUCCUCCAAGGUCUGCGGAGGUAACCGUGAACAUCACAAUAGAAGAUCUAAAUGACAAUACGCCAAUAUUUGGACAAAAAGAAUACUCUGUGUAUGUGUUAGAAAACCUUGAUAGAGGAAGCAAAGUAUUAUCUACUGGAGCUGUUGAUUCUGAUGAAGGCUUGAAUGGAGAAAUAAAGUACGAACUAGAUUAUACUACACAGGAAGGGUUACUGGCUGACAAUUUCUUCGGUGUGCGAUCAACUUCCGGUGAUGUUAUUCUAAAACGCCGUAUGGAUAGAGAAACAUAUGAUGAUUUUACUUUCACUGUUAUAGCAAGGGAUAGUGGUUCGCCCCCUCAGUCUUCGAAAGUGAAUGUGACAAUAUAUGUCCUAGACGUCAAUGAUAACAGACCACAGUUCUCUCCAGAUUUCUAUAACUUUGAAGCAUCUUUGACGGAUUAUUGUGAUGCGUCUAUAACUGUAGUCACUGCUGUAGACAGUGACCUAGGAAUUAAUGCUCUUGUUACCUACAGCAUUCCUGAUGAUAAUACUGAACCUUUCUUGGUCGAUGAUUCUGGGAAUGUCAAAGCAAAUGCAGAGCUAAAAGAAGCAAAAUAUAUAAUUGAAAUAAUGUCCUCUGAUAAAGGAGACCCUGAGAUGAAGUCCUUAAAGAAUGCAAUAAUUAGAAUUGAUACAUUUAAAGCUGAAAACAUUGUCAUCACCUUUUACCUUGAUAUGACAUUAGUGUCCUAUUUAUCAGUUGAAGAGGAAUUGAUAAAUCAUAUACAGGAAGUGUUGAGGGCGUCUUUUCCAACAGCAUAUGUAAAAAGGUGGUGCGUAGAGGAUAACGUUAGAUCGGUGCUUGUUCAUGUCUAUGCUGUAAAGAGUGAUAUUACGGAAAAUGUAAACAAUUUGCAUAAAGAUAAAAAAUUCGUAACAAAUGGGGAAUUCAUUAAUCUUCUCCAACUCAAUCCCAGUGAAAUCCCAACAGUAACGAUAAACGAAAAAUCAUGGGAUAAAUACAGAAUAGAAAAAGUUGUUCCAUUUGGCGAGAAGCUCAUAUUCCCUACGCCUGCUAAAGUAGUAACAACAGAAGAGAAGGACGACUUGGGAUUGAUUCUUGGGAUAUUUUUUGGGCUUCUUGUGGCCCUUAUAGCAGCUAUCAUUAUUCUUUACUUAGUCUGGAGAAGAAAAUUAUGUCGAAAGAAAAAAGACAGUGAAAACACAAAGAGGCCUAGAGUUCAGAUUAUUGAAAUCAGAGGUGUAGGCAGACGAGUGUCCAUUGAUGAAGAAAGCGAGACAACUGAUAACAAAAACCCAAUCAACAAAACAACAACAACAACCGUUUCUGUUGUUACUCCCUUCCAACUAUCGGAAUCCAAACUUCAUGACGUUGAAAAAGUGGAGGCGUUAGGUGGACCUUUGAUAAAUGUUCCAUCAAUAGAGAAGCCAGUCUUUGAUGGACCGUCCCGAGAAGUAUCUGUCUUAUCUUCUAGACAGGAUUUCAAAAGCGUUACAUUAAGUCCAUCACUCCUUGGCAACACGAUGUCAAAUGCCUCAACACCCCUCCCUACAAAACCAGCCCUUCAUAAUCCAAACAGAGGGCGAGACUUUGUUACAGGUUGGGUUUUUGAAGAAGAUCCCGAGACUCAGACCAGAAAAUGGGUUCGCACACCAGAUGGGGAUCCGAUUUUUGACGUCUCGCGUGAAUAGAUAGCUGAAGAGAAUACUCCAGAGUUCCAUUUAUUAAGUUUGCGUAAAUGUAUUUCUUGUAAUGACAUAUUAAACACCUGUAAAAUUACGCUUAAGUGAUUUGUUUUCUUUCUUAUACAAAUGCAUACAUCUAGUUAUUAAUAUGCAAAAUUUUAAAUUUAGGGCAUUAUGGUUAAA